GUCCUUGCGGGGCGGGCGGGGCCCGAGCGGUGCUCUGUGAGGCCGCGGCCAUGAAGCCGCAGCCGCCCGGCUAGGCCCCGGCUAGGCCCCGGGCGGCUCCAGCCCCGGGCGGCCCGCGGAGGGCUCCCCAGCCCGCCCCCUCAGGCUCGGCUUCCCGGGCCGGCGGGCGCCCGCUCACCAUGCCCGGCAAGCACCAGCACUUCCAGGACCCCGAGGUCGGCUGCUGCGGGAAAUACUUCCUGUUUGGCUUCAACAUUGUCUUCUGGGUGCUGGGCGCCCUGUUCUUGGCCAUUGGCCUCUGGGCCUGGGGUGAGAAGGGUGUGCUGUCCAACAUCUCUGCGCUGACGGACCUGGGGGGCCUCGACCCCGUGUGGCUGUUCGUGGUGGUGGGCGGUGUCAUGUCGGUGCUGGGCUUUGCUGGCUGUAUCGGGGCCCUCCGGGAGAAUACCUUUCUGCUUAAGUUUUUCUCCGUGUUCCUCGGUCUCAUCUUCUUCCUGGAGCUGGCGACAGGGAUCCUGGCCUUCGUCUUCAAGGACUGGAUCCGGGACCAGCUCAACCUCUUCAUCAACAACAACGUCAAGGCCUACCGGGACGACAUCGACCUCCAGAACCUCAUCGACUUUGCUCAGGAAUACUGGUCCUGCUGUGGAGCCCGAGGGCCCAACGACUGGAACCUCAAUAUCUACUUUAACUGCACUGACUUGAACCCGAGCCGGGAGCGCUGUGGGGUGCCCUUCUCCUGCUGCGUCCGGGACCCUGCGGAAGAUGUCCUCAACACCCAGUGUGGCUACGACGUCCGGCUCAAGCUGGAGCUGGAGCAGCAGGGCUCCAUCCACACCAAGGGCUGCGUGGGCCAGUUUGAGAAGUGGCUGCAGGACAACCUGGUCGUCGUGGCUGGUGUGUUCGUGGGCAUCGCUCUCCUCCAGAUCUUUGGCAUCUGCCUGGCUCAGAACCUCGUGAGUGACAUCCAAGCCGUGAAGGCCAACUGGUGAGGCCGCCACGGGCCAUGAGCGCUCACCUGGCCUGCCCGGGGCCGCUGGGUCAAAGGUGACGAUGGCUACAAACUACUGCAAUAAGCAGCAACGGCUCACGCCUACCACCUCCGUUUCCGUCAGCCACAGGCCCCUGGCGAGUUGUCUGGGGCCUGGGAGCUUCCACCUGCCAGCCAGCCCUUCUGAAAGAACCUCCACAUGGCCACGUACCCAGGACACCAACUGCCCUGGUCACUGCCUGGCACUGUCUGCUCACCUAAGUGCCCUGCCUGACCCCAGAGGCCAGGAGUCGGCCUCCUUGCCUCUGUAGGUUGUGCCCUGCAGACCCCACAAGGCCCUGUGCACCAAGCCAGGAGCACGAGAGAAAAGAGGGGGCUGGACCUGGCCAGUCAGUGGGCAUGGCGCCAGGGUCUGCCUGUGUGUGGGGGGUGUAGUGAGGUAGGUGCCACGAGAGCAGCCCAAGGCUGGGUGGGAGUUCAGAAGAUUUUGCAGAAGCGGUGACUGGAAGCCAAGGGCGUGGCUGCUGCGGGGUGGGGUGGGAACUGGGGCUAUGGAUGGGUUGACUCCCAGGAAGAUGAAAUUCAAAGUCGAUUCCUGUGGCCUGCGGAGCUACCUCCUGGCCAGCAGAGGGCGCCAGCACAGCGCCGCCGCCCCCGCUGCUUGCUUCCUGCCGCAUCUCCCAAGUAGAGCCACUCCCUCUCCCUGCUACCGCUUCAAGUUCAGGGAAUUCGCAGACUUCCUAGAGGAGCAAGGCCUCAGGCCAGGGAAGGAUGGCUGCUGCCCCAGCUGCAGCUUUGCCAAGUGGGACAGGUGUGGCGUGACCUUGCCCUUCCCCUCCCUGGGUUGUGGGUGACGGGAGGGGCCUGGGCUCCCUUGGAGGCCUCGGGGCCAGGUGGGACUGAUGGACAGACGUUGGACACGCAUACGUGGUGAGACCUGCCUCGUUCCGGCUGUCCCACUGUUCACUGGAGACGCUGCUUUGUGAAGAGGGAAGCGGCUGCCCCACCUCCCGGAUGCUGGCAGCUUGCCUUGGAGAGCAACAGAGAGUGGCAGGGACCGUGGUGGAGCCCAGUGUCAGAGGGACAGAC
This is a messenger RNA of Ochotona princeps (American pika), 2080 nucleotides long. RefSeq names its product tetraspanin 17 (gene TSPAN17). The record is from RefSeq and is a predicted model, not a curated record. The transcript has 9 exons. The coding region runs from base 180 to 992 and encodes 270 amino acids. Lineage: Eukaryota; Metazoa; Chordata; Mammalia; Lagomorpha; Ochotonidae. Gene Ontology annotation, biological process: regulation of vascular endothelial growth factor signaling pathway; protein maturation; protein localization to plasma membrane. Gene Ontology annotation, cellular component: membrane.